Messenger RNA from Centruroides sculpturatus (bark scorpion), 2862 nucleotides. RefSeq lists its product as uncharacterized. The record is from RefSeq and is a predicted model, not a curated record. NCBI's taxonomy places the organism in Eukaryota, Metazoa, Arthropoda, Arachnida, Scorpiones, Buthidae. The coding region runs from base 1187 to 2542 and encodes 451 amino acids. The transcript is spliced from 9 exons. Gene Ontology annotation, cellular component: early endosome; extrinsic component of endosome membrane; late endosome. Gene Ontology annotation, biological process: protein targeting to lysosome; endosome to lysosome transport; early endosome to late endosome transport. Gene Ontology annotation, molecular function: phosphatidylinositol binding.
UUGAUAUUUAAAACUAUUCUGUAACAUCAUCCUUUUAUUAUUAUUAUUUUUUCUUUAAUUUAAACAACUCGUUUAAUCCUACCUGUUUCUAGAGUAAUCGGAUAUGACCUCCGCUUACUUAAUUUCCUCUUUUUUAUAAUCCUUCCCGUUUUUUCUGUUACUUUGUCCGAUUAAAAUUAUUAUUUUUUUAAAAAAAAAGUCGAAACGUUAAAUUACCAACAAGGAAAAAAAUAAAUAAAUAAAAAAUUCGAAAACAUUAAGGGAUAAACAAAAUACCGCAUAUUGUUCGACGACCUCGUUUCGUCUCCGUUAAAAUUCCCAUUAUAUGAUGUCCAUUGCGUCUCUGUCAUUAUUUCCGUCAGUCAACCUUAAAAUUUGAGUUUAAAACACCGCUUUUACCCGGAAUCCAAUAUUUUUUUUUUUAUUAGUUUUUUUCCCCCCAGAAAAUUUGAUUUUAAAAUCGAUGUAAAUGAACUACCCGAUGCAUAAUAAUAAUACAUUCGAGAUCCUUUAAUCUAGCAGCCACCAUACCCGCUACAAUUACCAGAUCUUAGAUCCGGAAUAAUAAAUAUUCCGAAUUUUUUUUUUAUCACUUCCCGGGAAUUUGCUGUAGCAAAUUUUGUAUUUUGCAGCCUGCCUUUUUCUUUUCAAAUUUCGUAACUUGUGUUAGUACUGUACCUGUUAACACGCGUAAUUCUAUACAAUGGAAUAUUCAUCCGUAACGAGACGUCGAAAUUCGAUACUAAAUCGUGACUUGUUUCACUUUUAACGACUUUGAACCCCUAAAACUAAAUAUAUUUUAACUUUUAUAAUGCAAAUAAUGGAUAUUCUACUAUUUGCAAUGUGUUAUCCACAUAAAUUAUUGCAUUUUACAUCACGUUAAUUAAAUUUUGAUACCUUUAUAUAAUUGAACUUGGGAGUUAUGGUCAGUGAUUGCAAUAAAAUAACCACACAACAGUUGAAACAAUGGAACUCCUUGUUAUUAAAUUACCUUAUUAUGUUAAUGAGUUAGUAAGGUGCUUUUUUUUCAUAUCUUUGGUUUUAUUGAUGAAUGUUUGGUUAUAAAAUUUCGGAUCAAAUAAAUUAACCUUGAAAAAAAAUCAAAACUUGUUUCGUCAUUUUCCUUUUGGGAAAACUUGCUUGUUACUGGUAAUGAAGGAAGCUGAAAUUUCAUAGCUAAGUCACAAUGGCGACCUGUGCCGACAAUAGCCGUUGUUCUCAGCUCGAGAAUGGGGAUGCGAUGGGUGCCGAAAACGUAAAGGUAAACGGAUCUGCCUGUUCUGUUGUUAACGAGUUUGAUCAAACUACCUGUGAUAGUCAAACAAAAUUUGAUGAAGAUAUUCGGAAGACAAGUACACCAAACAAACAAGAAAGAAAUGUUUGCAUUAGUAGUGAUUCUCCUAGAAAUGUUGCCCAGAUUGUAGUCGAUACUUCUAAUGAACUAAAUGGAGCAGAAACCUCACAAUGUGAUGAUAUGCCGGAAUCUCUAGAAUAUAGCAUUCCCAUAUUAGAUUAUGAAGUAAUGGAGGAACGUACGAGAUUUACGGUGUUCAAAAUUCGAGUAGAACAUCAGCCUUCGGGACAGACUUGGUUUGUCUUUAGGCGUUACACAGAUUUUGUGAGAUUAAAUAAAAAGUUAAAAGUACUGUUUAAAAAUUUAAGACUUGUGCUUCCCCCGAAAAGAUGGUUUGGAAAUAAUUUCGAUCCUAUCUUCCUGGAAGAUCGUUUACUAGGUCUACAAGCAUACAUAACAAACAUAUUAAAACAUAAAGAAAUAAGUCAAUGUAAACUGGUUAGAGAUUUUUUUUGCUUGGAUGAUCCUCCCGAUCCUCACGACAGUAUCGAAGAAAGUAGAGCAUUUUGUGCAAAUUUAGAAGAUACAGUUCGAAAUUUAAAGUAUCAGCUCAAAGAUAAAGACUGUGAACUAGAAUAUCUUCGUGCAGAGAUAGCAAUGCUGAAAUCACAAUUGUCAUCCUUAGUGCAGAGUUUAAAAUUAGAGUGUGCUCUAACUUCCUAUGCUCAUAUGCAAUCUUGCAAACACCAGUCUUUUGAUAUGCAUUGCAAUUCUGGAGAUUCUGAAAACAGAUCUAGUCAAUUACUUCAACUUCAUAAUUUAAAUCUAGCCAUUGCUCAAAUGAUAGAGAGUUCUUUAAUUGGCUCAAGUGAUGAAUCUACGGAUAUAGAAGUUGGACUAGAUGCAACCAUUUUAUGUCCAGAAAGUUAUCCAUCUUGCUCAAACUUGUUGGCAAAACAAGUGCUAGAAGCAAACAGGAAAAGUGAAAGAACUGUGGGAGAUGGAUGCACAGGAAUUGAGGAGCGACCAACCCCUCUCGGAAGUGUGGAUGAGUUACCAAAUGAAAUAUCAAAUACAGAGGAUCUUCAAUAUACUUCAAAUAAGAAAAACACUGAAGUUUUGAGAGAGAAAAGCAAUUCUUUCAUAUCUUCAAAUCUGAACAUUAUUAAAACACCUAAAUGCAUUGAACUUAAACAAAAAUUACCACAAACUGUGCCAAUUCCAGCUCAGCCUCUUUGCACAAGUUGAAAGUUUGUUGUGUUGAUUUAAAAUUGCAUAUUAUAUUUUAAAAACCCAUUGGGCAUUACUCAAUUUUUAUUUCUAUAUAGGAAUCUAAAUAUUUAAAUUUAGCACAGUGCAUUAUUUUAUGACUAAAUAAAAACUUUUUCAACUGACUAUUUUCAAAUUAGCCUAAAUAUUCACGGAGUCAUGUGCACCUUUUGAAGAUCACAAACAGGAAUUAGGUCAGAGUUGUUUUAAAAGCUCAGCAUUCAAUUUGGCAGACAAAUAACUUGUUAAUUAAGUUUUAGUGGCAGGGGAAAUAUAUAUUUAUUGCAUACAUAUAAAAA